CUCCGCAGGAUCUCUUCCAUUUCCUUUCUACUUUCCCCCAUUCCCUGUAAGGAGCUGAGAACACCUCGAUUUGGCUACCUGGUGCAAGGGACGACCAAGCUCUUCAGCAACACCAUGUGGCGCACUCAUUUGGGUAAAUUUGACGACACCGUGAUGUCUGCGGAGGAGCAAACGAUUCGAGCUGAACUCGAGACUGACAUAGAAACGAAUUUAGAAGAAGAGCUCAAAGAUGAUAUAUGCCGUCUCACGGUCAGCCUCCACAGACUGUACCUGCACAAGAAGGACAUGAACGACAAGCUUACCUCAUCGAACGACAACAGUACUGAAGCGACCACUGUGGUGAAGAUAACGACGAAGACAGUGGGAGAGUACAUGAUGCAGAUAUAUGAAAGCAAAACAACUGCUCUCGACGUGGUUAGACACUGCAGUUCUCGAUCUAAAGCCACGCAAGGAAAGGUGUAUGGCGGCAACAAGCAGACGGAAUGGGCGAAGACUCUUCUCUCCACAAGCGGCUCUACUGUCGCCGCCGGCAAGAAGCAUGGAAGCUUUGAUCGAUAUGGUAAGUCUCCAAAUGUCAAGCCUCUUAAAAAGGAAGGAAGGAGUUCGUGUGGUGCAUCGAGUCAAACAAGCAAACCAAAUGAGAGGAACAAAAAGAAGCUACUUGAAUUGGGCUGGAAAUACUAAGGAAUGGUUGGAGCAUUCUACCAAAAUAAGAUGUUGUUCAGUGAAAAUGUAUACUUCGGACUUAAAAGGAAUUGUUCUUCA
This is a messenger RNA of Musa acuminata subsp. malaccensis (wild Malaysian banana), 765 nucleotides long. The record is from RefSeq and is a predicted model, not a curated record. NCBI's taxonomy places the organism in Eukaryota, Viridiplantae, Streptophyta, Magnoliopsida, Zingiberales, Musaceae.